Blumeria graminis f. sp. triticale is the source of this 1200-nucleotide messenger RNA. Lineage: Eukaryota; Fungi; Ascomycota; Leotiomycetes; Helotiales; Erysiphaceae. The record is from the annotation of a GenBank genome assembly.
AUGGCAUCUAACACUAGGACGUACUCUUUAUUAGUAGCAUGUCGUCGCAAUUCAAGACACUCGCUCUUCAAGCUAUCUCCCUCACGCUCUGUUUCGACAGAUACAAAAUUAGAGCCUCUUGAAAAACAGCGCCCAACUUAUUUUAAAGACAGUCUAAAUAGUGUACCGUCAUUCUCCGAAUUUAUGGGGGUUGACAACAAAUCACUUGAACCGACUGAUGUAUUCAAACUACGAACAGCCUUUGUUGGUCCGCCCGGGAAGCAGAGACAAAUAACUCGACUCCCUGAAUGGCUAAAGACUCCAAUUCCAAAUAACUCAAAUUAUAAGAAGAUAAAGAAUGACUUGCGAGGACUAAACCUACAUACAGUGUGCGAAGAGGCUCGCUGCCCUAAUAUCUCUGACUGCUGGGGCGGUAGUGAUAAAAGUGCAGCUACGGCUACGAUAAUGCUCAUGGGUGACACUUGUACUCGUGGCUGUCGAUUUUGUAGUGUCAAGACCUCCAAAGCACCCCCGCCCCUAGAUCCACACGAACCCGAGCAUACGGCUGAGGCCUUAAGACGUUGGGGCCUUGGGUAUGUGGUCUUGACAUCAGUUGAUCGGGAUGACCUUAAGGACGGGGGUGCGCAUCACUUUGCUGAGACCAUCAUGAAAAUAAAGCAGAAGAACCAGAAUAUACUGGUCGAAGCCCUAACAGGUGAUUUUGCGGGUGAUCUAGAUAUGGUCAAGGUCGUUGCAAAAAGCGGGCUUGAUGUAUAUGCUCACAACGUCGAAACUGUGGAGGCUCUCACACCUUUUGUUAGAGAUCGAAGGGCUACCUUCAAACAGAGUCUCACUGUACUAGACUCGGCGAAACGGGCUGUCCCCACUCUGAUUACCAAAACAAGUAUUAUGCUUGGCCUUGGGGAAACUGAAGAGCAAAUUUGGGAAACUCUAAGAGAACUUCGCAAGGUCAAAGUCGAUGUUGUUACUUUUGGUCAAUAUAUGCGUCCAACCAAACGCCACAUGAAAGUUGAAGAAUACGUGACCCCACAGGUAUUUGAAUCAUGGCGACAACGUUCUCUAGAUUUGGGCUUUCUGUACUGUGCUAGUGGUCCACUAGUGCGGAGCUCAUACAAAGCUGGGGAAGCUUUCAUCGAGAACGUAUUGAAGAAUCGGAGAAUCACAUCAUUGCCACAUGAUCGCACUCAAACUACGCUGUAA